Molecule: messenger RNA, 2304 nt
Organism: Pongo pygmaeus (Bornean orangutan)
Lineage: Eukaryota; Metazoa; Chordata; Mammalia; Primates; Hominidae
Gene: EIF4A1
Product: eukaryotic translation initiation factor 4A1
Exons: 11
Coding region: 562-1782 (406 amino acids)
Molecular function (GO): RNA helicase activity; nucleic acid binding; ATP binding
Source: RefSeq, a predicted model, not a curated record
CCAGGGGAAUCCUCCCAUCCCUACGAUAUCGCUGUUGAUUCCUUCAUCCCUGGCACACGUCCAGGCAGUGUCGAAUCCAUCCAUCUCUGCUACAGGGGAAAACAUAACAUUUGAGUCCAGUGGAGACCUGGAGCAGAAGUAAAGGGAAGUGAUAACCCCCAGAGUCCGGAAGCCUCUGGAGGCUGAGACCUACGCCCCCCUUGCGUGAUAGGGCCUACGGAGCCACAUGACCAAGACACUGUCGCCUCGGCACGUGUGAGAGUGCAGGGCCCCAAGAUGGCUGCCAGGCCUCGAGGCCUGACUCCUCUAUGUCACUUCCGUGCCGGCGAGAAAGGCGGGCCCUCCAGCCAAUGAGGCUGCGGGGCGGGCCUUCACCUUGAUAGGCACUCGAAUUAUCCAAUGGUGGCUGCGAGCCAGAGCGACUAGGAACUAACGUCACGCCGAGUUGCUGAGCGCCGGCAGGCGGGGCCGGGGCGGCCAAACCAAUGCGAUGGCCGGGGCGGAGUCGGGCGCUCUAUAAGUUGUCGAUAGGCGGGCACUCCGCCCUAGUUUCUAAGGAUCAUGUCUGCGAGCCAGGAUUCCCGAUCCAGAGACAAUGGCCCCGAUGGGAUGGAGCCCGAAGGCGUCAUCGAGAGUAACUGGAAUGAGAUUGUUGACAGCUUUGAUGACAUGAACCUCUCGGAGUCCCUUCUCCGUGGCAUCUACGCCUAUGGUUUUGAGAAGCCCUCUGCCAUCCAGCAGCGAGCCAUUCUACCUUGUAUCAAGGGUUAUGAUGUGAUUGCUCAAGCCCAAUCUGGGACUGGGAAAACGGCCACAUUUGCCAUAUCGAUUCUGCAGCAGAUUGAAUUAGAUCUAAAAGCCACCCAGGCCUUGGUCCUAGCACCCACUCGAGAAUUGGCUCAGCAGAUACAGAAGGUGGUCAUGGCACUAGGAGACUACAUGGGCGCCUCCUGUCAUGCCUGUAUCGGGGGCACCAACGUGCGUGCUGAGGUGCAGAAACUGCAGAUGGAAGCUCCCCACAUCAUCGUGGGUACCCCUGGCCGUGUGUUUGAUAUGCUUAACCGGAGAUACCUGUCUCCCAAAUACAUCAAGAUGUUUGUAUUGGAUGAAGCUGACGAAAUGCUAAGCCGUGGAUUCAAGGACCAGAUCUAUGACAUAUUCCAAAAGCUCAACAGCAACACCCAGGUAGUUUUGCUGUCAGCCACGAUGCCUUCUGAUGUGCUUGAGGUGACCAAGAAGUUCAUGAGGGACCCCAUUCGGAUUCUUGUCAAGAAGGAAGAGUUGACCCUGGAGGGUAUCCGCCAAUUCUACAUCAAUGUGGAACGAGAGGAGUGGAAGCUGGACACACUAUGUGACUUGUAUGAAACCCUGACCAUCACCCAGGCAGUCAUCUUCAUCAACACCCGGAGGAAGGUGGACUGGCUCACCGAGAAGAUGCAUGCUCGAGAUUUCACUGUAUCUGCCAUGCAUGGAGAUAUGGACCAAAAGGAACGAGACGUGAUCAUGAGGGAGUUUCGUUCUGGCUCUAGCAGAGUUUUGAUUACCACUGACCUGCUGGCCAGAGGCAUUGAUGUGCAGCAGGUUUCUUUAGUCAUCAACUAUGACCUUCCCACCAACAGGGAAAACUAUAUCCACAGAAUCGGUCGAGGUGGACGGUUUGGCCGUAAAGGUGUGGCUAUUAACAUGGUGACAGAAGAAGACAAGAGGACUCUUCGAGACAUUGAGACCUUCUACAACACCUCCAUUGAGGAAAUGCCCCUCAAUGUUGCUGACCUCAUCUGAGGGGCUGUCCUGCCACCCAGCCCCAGCCAGGGCUCAAUCUCUGGGGGCUGAGGAGCAGCAGGAGGGGGGAGGGAAGGGAGCCAAGGGAUGGACAUCUUGUCAUUUUUUUUUCUUUGAAUAAAUGUCACUUUUUGAGGCAAAAGAAGGAACCGUGAACAUUUUAGACACCCUUUUCUUUGGGGUAGGCUCUUGCCCCAGGCGCCGGCUCUUCUCCCAAGAAAAAAAAAAACAAAACACUAAUCCAUUUCCCUAACCUAGUAACCUCCAGAUCCCAGAGGCUCUCCUCACCUCAGCUGAGCUCCUUUGAAAGUGAUUCAAGGGACUGUGUCACUCAGCCUCAUUUGCUGGACCAAAUCUGGAGGGAGAACCCCUAAAACCCGAGUGAGGUUGCCCAGGGGGUUGUCCCCAGGUGGGGGGAAGCAGGGGAGAGAAAAUGGUAGCCAUUUUUACAUUGUUUUGUAUAGUAUUUAUUGAUUCAGGAAACAAACACAAAAUUCUGAAUAAAAUGACUUGGAAACUGCC